AUGGCGGAUUUUGAUCCUUAUGACGAUCGGGCCUACAGCAGUUUCGGUGGCGGCCGGGGGUCUCGUGGUGGUGGCCUUGGUUCUCUCAAACAGAAAGAGCUGCCAACAGAACCCCCCUUCACAGCAAAUGUGGGCAACCUCCCCUUCAACACUGUCCAGGGUGACAUAGAUGCCAUCUUCAAGGAUCUCAGCGUAAGGAGCGUACGACUAGUCAGAAACUAGGAAACAGACAAAUUCAAAGGAUUUUGUUACGUAGAGUUCGAUGAGGUGGAAUCGCUCAAGGAAGCUCUUACAUAUGAUGGUGCACUUUUGGGUGACCGGUCACUCCGAGUGGACAUAACAGAAAGCAGAAAACAGGAUAAAGGUGGCUUUGGCUUCAGAAAAGGGGGGCCUGAUGACAGAGGAAUGGGAGGAGGUUCCAGAGAGUCCAGAGAAUUAGAUUUCUAUAACAAAUUAUUAUACUCUUCAAGGCUCAGAUGUUACAGAUGUUAUCGAUCAAAAUGCUCAAAUGAAACAAAUCAGCAACUGAGUUUCUUGUAUUUGCCAGUUCAAAGUUCAAAGACCCGAAGUUGUGAUGCUUUGUGUCUGACAAGUAGAAGUCUUCUAGGCAGGUUCAUGGAUUGGAUUUUCUAA
Messenger RNA from Dryobates pubescens (Downy woodpecker), 633 nucleotides. RefSeq names its product eukaryotic translation initiation factor 4H-like. The record is from RefSeq and is a predicted model, not a curated record. Lineage: Eukaryota; Metazoa; Chordata; Aves; Piciformes; Picidae. The transcript has a single exon. Gene Ontology annotation, molecular function: RNA binding.